CUAAUCCCCACUAUAAUUGAAUGGAGACAUGCAAACAAGUCAUAACAACAUCAUCAAACAAGUCUCUCUCUGUCUCUCUCUCUCGGGCUAGAUUGUGUAGCUAUAUUCACCAUGUCGGACGCAGAGAGCAGCACCAAGAAUAGCUUGCUGCUGCGAGUAGACAGAGAUGAUAAAGUAACCUGCAUUGAUAUUCAAGACGGAUCAUUCACAGAAGAACUCAAGCGGCUUAUAUUCUUCGCAGCUCCUAUGGCGGCUGUAGUCAUCGCUCAGUUCACAUUACAGAUCAUCUCAAUGGUGAUGGUUGGUCACCUUGGAAACCUAGCUCUCGCUAGCGCCUCCUUAGCUUCUUCCUUCUGCAACGUCACUGGCUACAGCUUCAUAAUAGGAUUGUCAUGUGCCUUAGAUACUCUGAGCGGUCAAGCUUAUGGAGCUAAGUUAUACAGGAAACUAGGUCUUCAGACAUACACGGCUAUGUUCUGUCUUACACUAGUAUGUAUCCCUAUAUCCAUCAUAUGGUUCAACAUGGAAAAGCUUCUUGUGUUCCUUGGCCAAGACCAAGAUAUUGCACACGAAGCCGGUAGAUACGCUGCCUGGCUCAUCCCAGGACUGUUCUCAUACGCCGUUACACAGCCUCUAACUCGCUACUUCCAAAACCAGAGCAUGAUCAAACCCCUCCUCGUUACCUCUUGUCUUGUCUUCUGUCUCCACGUCCCUCUGUGCUGGCUUUUGGUUUACAAGUCACGUCUUGGUUUUCUUGGAGGAGCCGUGGCUAUGGGUCUGUCAAGCUGGCUCUCUGCCAUUCUUCUUGGAUCUAUCAUGUGCUUCUCCUCCGCUUGUUCCGAGACACGUGCGCCUCUUUCCAUGGAGACAUUCAAUGGCGUUGGAGAGUUCUUUAGAUAUGCUCUUCCUUCCGCGGCUAUGGUUUGCCUAGAGUGGUGGUCAUUUGAGCUCAUAAUAUUACUAUCUGGUCUCUUACCCAACCCGGAGCUGGAGACUUCUGUGCUCUCUAUCUGUCUCCAAACAAUUUCGACAGUCUCUGCAAUACCAAUUGCCAUCGCGGCUGCAGCAAGCACAAGAAUCUCAAACGAGUUAGGUGCUGGUAACUCUCGAGCAGCUCAUAUCGUGGUCUACACGUCAAUGUUUCUUGCGGUUGUGGAAUCACUGGUAGUGAGUAUGUCUCUGCUAGUAGGAAGUCAUGUUUUCGGCUAUAUUUUCAGCAGUGACGAGAGAACCGUAGACUAUGUUGCAAAGAUGGCUCCAUUUGUCUCUCUUUCUAUCAUUCUAGACGGUUUACAAGCGGUUCUCGCAGGUAUUGCAAGGGGAUGUGGAUGGCAACAUAUAGGGGCUUACAUAAAUUUAGGAGCUUUCUAUCUAUGUGGGAUACCCUUUGCAGCAACUUUAGCCUUCUGGUUUAAUCUAAAAGGUGUUGGCCUUUGGAUUGGAAUACAAGCUGGUGCCCUUCUUCAAAAUUUUCUGCUAGGUCUUUUCACAGGCUUCACAAACUGGCAAAACCAGGCCUUUGAAGCUAGGAAGCGAAUGGCUUUGGCCUGAAAGGUAAUGCAAGCCGCAGCUUAAGAGCACUUACCUAGUCAAAACCAGUUCCUUCUGUUUUACCAUGUUUGUUGUUAAGAUUAUUGGGCUAGUGUUGUAGUAAGCCUGUACAUCCUUCAUGUAUAGUUGUUUUGACCAAGCUUUGCUUCUGGUUUUUAAUGUUUUCCAUUUGCAGUGAGUUAAACUUCAUUUCCAUUCUACUCUGAGGUUGUUUCUUUCAUCUAUACAGCAUAUCUCCCAUGUG
Raphanus sativus (radish) is the source of this 1795-nucleotide messenger RNA. Its product is annotated as protein DETOXIFICATION 12-like. The transcript has 7 exons. Bases 112 to 1551 code for a protein of 479 amino acids. Lineage: Eukaryota; Viridiplantae; Streptophyta; Magnoliopsida; Brassicales; Brassicaceae. Gene Ontology annotation, cellular component: membrane. Gene Ontology annotation, molecular function: xenobiotic transmembrane transporter activity; antiporter activity. Gene Ontology annotation, biological process: xenobiotic detoxification by transmembrane export across the plasma membrane. The record is from RefSeq and is a predicted model, not a curated record.